Molecule: messenger RNA, 1632 nt
Organism: Spea bombifrons (plains spadefoot toad)
Lineage: Eukaryota; Metazoa; Chordata; Amphibia; Anura; Pelobatidae
Gene: VIP
Product: vasoactive intestinal peptide
Exons: 7
Coding region: 216-821 (201 amino acids)
Biological process (GO): negative regulation of apoptotic process; learning or memory; positive regulation of protein catabolic process
Cellular component (GO): neuron projection; perikaryon; extracellular region
Molecular function (GO): peptide hormone receptor binding; neuropeptide hormone activity
Source: RefSeq, a predicted model, not a curated record
GCAGCCUGACAACAAGUACUGACAGUGCCAGAGAAAGAGCAGUGGAAGCACAGCAGCUCGACGUCAGCUGCACAGGAGACUUGCCAGAGAGUUUCAGGACCUCGGAUAGCGUCUUAAAUUCUAUUCCACUUGGGGGUGAAUCGAAAAUUUGACUGUGCUUUUUAACAUACAGGGAAAUCCGGAAAAAGACCUGCUGUAAUUCCUUGGCUGGAGUAAUGGAGCAUAGAAACACUUUUCACUUUCUGGUGUCUUUUACCCUGUUCAGCGUUAUAUGUUUUCGAACAAUGGCAUUACCACCAUUAGGAACAUAUUCUAACAACAGGCUUGGAAACCGAUUGUCGUAUGAGGGAGCAGGGGAACCUGAUCAGUCUCAGGGAUCAUUAAAACCAGACUCAGAUAUUUUGCAGAAUACACUUCCAGAGAACGACAAGUUCUUUUUGGAUAUGUCUAGAGCUGUUGGCAGAACAUCCAGGCAUGCUGAUGGACUUUUUACCAGUGGAUACAGCAAACUGUUGGGUCAGCUUUCUGCAAGAAAAUACUUAGAAUCUCUAAUUGGCAAAAGAGUAAGCAACAAUGUGGUGGAUGACCAGGCACCAGUAAAACGACACUCAGAUGCUGUUUUCACUGACAACUACAGCCGCUUUCGGAAGCAAAUGGCUGUAAAGAAAUACCUGAAUUCAGUUCUCACUGGAAAGAGAAGUCAGGAGGACAGUCCUUCAAGCCUUCGAGAAGAUACUGACCUCAAUCAAGCAACAUUUUCAGAAAACUAUGACGAUCCCACAAUUGAUGAGUUCCUCAACCAUCUCCCACUGAACCUUUGAAGAAGACCAUCAGGCUGUUUCAUCAAAAGAACAAGCUAUAUUUUUUAGUUUGACAUAGUCUUUCAAAAAACAACUUCAGUAUUCAAAACCAAAAGAAAUAUGUUGUGGGGUGAAAAUCGUGAAAAUAUGUUUCUUAUAUUAAAAAGUUGAUGUUUACACUGUAAAUAUUACUUUAGAGAUCUCUACCUAAAGCUGUACAUACUUAUUCAAGCCUUUUAUUCAUGGAAAUCAUGUGAUUUCAUAUCCUUCACAUCCUUUGUUUCAAUAAAAGCAUUUAAAAGAUCAACACUGAGAAGAGGGACGAGUUAACAUUUUUACAAAGAAAUAUAUACUGGAUAACCGUAGUGGCAAAAGUCACCCAUAUUGUUAUCUAGAAAAAUAUUUAGAUUAGGUUCCAAAUUCCACAUUAAAGACUAAAUUAAAAAAAAAAAACUAAAAUUAAUUUGUUGAUGACAUACUUUAAUGCACAUUUUCACAAAUUGUAUUUUAUCCUUUAUUUUUUGUAAGAUUUUGAUAAUUUCAAUCAAUUAAAAAAAAAGGCUGAAUGUAUCCAUAAUUUCUAAGUAUGAGUGACAAAGUGAAUCUCUUGAAAGGUUACAAUAUGCCUAAAGGGAGAUAACAGGCAGAGAUUUAUUUAAUGUAAAAUAAAAUUAUCUAGAGCAUAAACAUUCAAAAAUUAAAUUGUGUAUAUCUUUGCUGAUGUCAGCAUUACUUAUAUAUAAAAUGGAUACUGGGAAAUUAUAAUAUUUUUUCAAAAUGAAUGUAACUUAUGAAAUAUGCAGAUAAUAAAGAGAUUUUAUCAUCACUGCAA